Molecule: messenger RNA, 3165 nt
Organism: Gekko japonicus
Lineage: Eukaryota; Metazoa; Chordata; Lepidosauria; Squamata; Gekkonidae
Gene: GBE1
Product: glucan (1,4-alpha-), branching enzyme 1
Exons: 17
Coding region: 197-2320 (707 amino acids)
Biological process (GO): glycogen biosynthetic process
Cellular component (GO): cytoplasm
Molecular function (GO): 1,4-alpha-glucan branching enzyme activity; hydrolase activity, hydrolyzing O-glycosyl compounds; cation binding
Source: RefSeq, a predicted model, not a curated record
AGAUCCUUUCCCUUUCUUAAAGAGAGGUAGCCUCCAUCCCGGGUUGGGUGGGCGGCACCAGCCUGGCCCUAUCCAGGAGACAGAGAAAAAGGGAAGAGCCUAGAAUUUGCACUUCCCCUUCCCCAAGUGUAUACAGAGCAGGGAGGGCAACGCUGUUGGUUAUCUUCUGGUCCUGGAGUCGAUUUCUGCUGCAAAGAUGGCCGCACUAAAUCCGGUUGUCCCUGAGCUGCACCGACUGCUGGAGAGGGACCCCCAGCUGGCUACUUUUAAACAGGACUUCGAGCGCAGGUAUACUGUCUUUCACCGCAUUUUGAAGAACGUUGAAGACAAUGAAGGUGGCCUUGACAAGUUCACAAGGAGUUACCAGACUUUUGGCAUCCAUAGGUUUGUGGAUGGAGGGCUCUACUGUAAGGAAUGGGCUCCUGGGGCAGAAGCAGUUUUUCUCACUGGUGACUUCAAUAAUUGGAAUCCAUUUUCUCAUCCAUAUAAGAAAAUGGAUUUUGGCAAAUGGGAGUUGUUCAUCCCUCCGGGACCAGAUGGAGUUAAUCCUGUGUCUCAUGGAUCAAAAUUGAAGGUAGUAAUACGAAGCCGAAGUGGAGAGAUUUUCUAUCGCAUUUCUCCUUGGGCGAGAUACGUAGCUCGUGUAGGCACCAAUGUGACUUAUGAGUGGAUACACUGGGAGCCACCAACCCCAUACAAACGGAAACAUCCUAUUCCUAAGAGGCCUAAAAGCUUAAGGAUCUAUGAAUCUCAUGUGGGAAUUGCUUCCCCUGAAGGGAAAGUAGCUUCAUAUAAAAACUUCACACACAAUGUACUUCCGAAAGUCAAGGAUCUUGGCUAUAACUGCAUUCAGUUGAUGGCUAUUAUGGAACAUGCUUAUUAUGCCAGUUUUGGUUAUCAGGUUACAAGUUAUUUUGCAGCCUCAAGCCGUUAUGGACCACCAGAUGAUCUGAAGGAACUCAUUGAUGUUGCCCAUUCAAUGGGGAUUAUUGUACUGUUGGAUGUUGUACAUAGUCAUGCAUCAAAAAAUUCAGAAGAUGGCCUGAACAAAUUUGAUGGCACGGAUUCAGCUUUUUUUCACUCUGGUCCUAGAGGAACACAUUCGCUUUGGGACAGUCGUCUUUUUGACUAUGCCAACUGGGAAGUUCUACGAUUUCUUCUCUCUAACCUAAGGUGGUGGAUAGAAGAAUAUGGCUUUGAUGGCUUUCGAUUUGAUGGCGUUUCAUCAAUGCUAUAUCACCAUCAUGGAAUUGGUGUAGGUUUUAGUGGAGACUACAAUGAAUAUUUUGGUAUGCAGGUUGAUGAAGAUGCUUUGGCAUACCUAAUGAUGUCAAAUCACAUGAUACAUCUCUUACAUCCAGAAUGUAUAACAAUAGCUGAGGAUGUUUCUGGAAUGCCAGCCCUUGCUUGUCCAGUAAUGGAAGGAGGUGGUGGAUUUGAUUACCGACUAGCCAUGGCUAUUCCUGACAAAUGGAUACGGUUAUUAAAGGAGUUUAAGGAUGAAGAAUGGAAUAUGGGUGAUAUAGUGUUUACACUAACGAACAGACGACAUGGAGAAAAAUACGUUACAUAUGCAGAGAGUCAUGACCAGGCCCUUGUUGGUGAUAAGACUCUGGCAUUUUGGCUGAUGGAUGCAGAGAUGUAUACCUAUAUGAGUAUUAUCUCACCUCUCACUCCAGUUAUUGAUCGAGGAAUACAGCUUCAUAAAAUGAUUCGCCUCAUUACUCAUGCACUUGGAGGAGAGGGAUAUCUUAACUUCAUGGGUAACGAGUUUGGUCAUCCAGAAUGGUUAGACUUCCCCAGACGGGGCAAUAACGAAAGCUACCAUUAUGCUAGGAGACAGUUUCAUUUAGCCAAUGAUCAACUUCUUCGCUACAGAUUCCUAAAUGCAUUUGACAGAGAUAUGAACAAAUUGGAAGAAAGAUGUGGCUGGCUUGCAUCUCCACAGGCUUAUGUGAGUGAAAAACAUGAAUCAAACAAAGUCAUCGCUUUUGAGAGGGCAAAUCUCCUGUUUAUAUUCAAUUUCCACCCAUCUCAAAGCUUUACAGAUUACAGAAUGGGUGUACAAAUACCAGGAAAGUAUAAAAUUGCACUGGAUUCUGAUGCUCCAGAGUAUGGAGGACAUAACAGACUGGACCAUAAUACAGAAUUCUUCACUCAGGAGUUUUCGCAUAACCAUCGUGAUAAUUCAGUUUUGCAGCCCAAUUCACAGAGUGAAAGUGAAGGCCAGUUCCGAGGACAGCAGCAAAAACACCACCUGGAGGUAUACAUUCCAAGCAGAGUGGCCAUUGUGCUUGAGAACAUGGAUAUCGCAAAAUGAAGACUUCCAUCCUGUGACUAGAUUUAUCUCUGCAAGUGCAAGGCAGGAAUUUGAUGACAUUGGUAACCGGGAUUUACUGUUUGGGAAAUUUUCUAUAGGAAGAUAUGCUAAUUCAAAGAGAUUCAAAUAUGUGCUUAUUAUUUAUUAAUAAUUACAAAAGCUCUCAUUUUGUGAAAUGCUUAUUGAAAGAAACCAUAUAUUAGUGGAAUGAAAAACUCCUUGUUCAAGCUUUGAUGUUACAGAACUAAACUUCAGAACAGCUGACAUCCUUGAAGUAAUAUUUUAUGUUAUUCUGUCAUGAAUAAUAUGGCCAUUUCAGUAAUUUGCUCCAAUCUGAUAUAUAAUUUUUUUCAUUAGACCAUAAUUUUGUAUUAGAAGUACUUAUAAUCAGUUAUUUUAUUGCCAUCAAGGCAGCCUUAUAAAUCUCUGGAAUACUCUGGAUUCCAAGUUAUAAAGAUGCUUAAUAUUUUCCUACUUCAAACCAAUGAGAAGGAAAAGUUCUUACAUUUAUGGUUUUGGGGAGCUGUGAAACCAAAGAGGCUGGCAAUGAAGUAGCUUUACUGAGGUCACACUGUAGGGCCAUAGAUAACAUUUAAAUUGUGCCUACGUUCAUAUGGAAUGAAUAUCACAUUAAACAUUUAACUCUCUGUUUUGUAGAGGGUAUUGGGAUUAAUAUUGGAAAUCAUGUGUUCUAGGUUAGGCUUUUGAAAGUAAAUGGAACUAAGUACUUUGAGGAUAAUUUCCUAUGAGUCUUGGACAAUAAAAGGUCCCACCAUUCUCAGAAAUAUUGAAAAACGAAUUAUGCCCUCUCACUAAUGCAGUGGCUUAGAUGGAACCACAAAACA